Messenger RNA from Pseudomassariella vexata, 1041 nucleotides. RefSeq lists its product as uncharacterized. Gene Ontology annotation, molecular function: transcription cis-regulatory region binding; DNA-binding transcription factor activity. Gene Ontology annotation, biological process: positive regulation of transcription by RNA polymerase II. Gene Ontology annotation, cellular component: nucleus. The record is from RefSeq and is a predicted model, not a curated record. The transcript is spliced from 4 exons. Lineage: Eukaryota; Fungi; Ascomycota; Sordariomycetes; Amphisphaeriales; Pseudomassariaceae. The annotation marks the transcript as partial.
CAUCAUCUUGAACUCCUGCACUUCUUCGCACAACGAAUUGCCCCGGCCUUUGAUUUUGGGAACCAGCAAAAAAGCUUCACCCGGGCCAUUUUUAAGCAGGCUACGCGAUGCCCGGCUCUGUCCAACGCUAUCCUGGCUGUGUCGGCAAAAGGGUUUCACCCGAUGGUAAGUACGCGGCCAGUCGACGAGGGAGUGUUUUUUCGUCAUGAGUGCUUGCGAUGCCUGACAACUGUCUCGGUCGGUUGUUCUCCCGGGGUAAACGAGGAUGUUUCAGCUGUUGCGGUCUUGGUUCAAUUCUUUGAUCAGAUCCAAGCCCCGAUCCAGGACCACUGCGCGCUACCUCGAUCUCUCAGCAAAUGCUUCGAAGUAUGCAAGGAUUGCUCGCCGCCAUUUAACGAACUACGAGAAGCCGUCUUCAUGAUUGAUCUGCGACAAAAACUCUACCUCGCCGUCAUGCAUCGAAAGCCUACAAACUCGGAAAAGGACCAAUGUAUCAUCGACAAGUCGCUGACAACGGCUGAUGACAAAGUGUGGACGCAGAGGAUUAUUUGGCAUUUCGAAGAAGUAAUACAAUACUGUUUCGGGUACAACCAAACUUUUGCGGAGUACGAAAAGCUAGUGGAGUAUGCUCAUGCUUGGGAGAGACGCAAACCAGACAGCUUCGACCCGAUCUUCAUCCGUGGCAGGAAUGGCGAAAACCCGUUUCCAGAGGUUAUACUUUUGAGCGAGCCGGUGGUUCUUGGAUUGCAGUACUACUUUCUCACCCACUUACUCUUGACAGCUUACGAUCCCAGCGUUCCCCGGCUGGUCCAGGGGGGCCAGCGAGCCCCUUUCCGCUCGGUGGAUGUGAUUAGGAAUGAUGUGAGGAUGGUUUGUGGGAUUGCCGAGUCGAUCGAUCGGAUGAACCCUUCACACAUAGCCGCAUGCAUGGCAAUCGCCUUGGCUGGAGACCGCUUCACUGAUCAUGGAGAUCAAGAGUCCCUGCUCGAUAUCCUCGUUGGGACGGAGAGAGAGUACAGGUGGUCUACUUCACAGGCGUGA